GCCACUUCAAUAAUGGAGAUCUUCUAUGACGAUAAUCACCAUGAUUUCUUAGAGGAACUCAUGGCUCUAAGAAGAGAAACAUUCAUGGAAACCAAUUACAACAACACCACCACUUUUCAUUCUUCUUUUCCCCCAAACUCUUCUUCUUCUUCUUCUUACCAACAAGAAGAUCUUAUUCUUCCUCAUCAAAUUUAUGACGACAACAACUUCUUCAACCAAAUAUAUGAUUCCUUGUUGUUUGACGAACAAUCCCCGCCGCCAUUGAUGAUGGAUCAUUAUUCUUCUUCCUCGUACUACAGUAAUAACACCAGCAGCAACCUUGAUUCUUAUUAUCCUCCAUUGUCGUUCAUGGAAGAAGAGGAGCUUCAGAAUUUGGAGAUUAUUGAAACUGCAACAAGGUGUAAAGUGGAGCCAGUAGUGACUGUAACUUGCUGUGAUUCUGAGUCCCCUGCUGCGAUGGGAAAUAAGGAAAUUAGAAAGAACAACAGGUCAACAAAGAAGGUUGUGGGUCAACCCUCCAAGAAUCUUAUGGCGGAAAGGAGAAGAAGAAAGAGACUCAAUGAUAGACUCUCAAUGCUAAGAGCCAUUGUCCCCAAGAUUAGUAAGAUGGAUAGAACAUCAAUACUUGGAGACACCAUUGAUUACAUGAAAGAGCUUCUAGAGAAGAUCAACAAUUUGCAACAAGAAGCUGUAAAAGUUGAAGAUUCAAACAUGGCAGGUGGCAUUUUCAAAGAUGUAAUUAAACCAAAUGAAAUCUUGAUUAGAAAUUCACCCAAGUUUGAGGUUGAGAGGGGUGUGGAUAAUACAAGGGUUGAGAUUUGCUGUGCGGGGAAGCCAGGAAUGUUGCUUUCAACAGUUAACACCUUGGAAGCAUUAGGCCUUGACAUUCAACAAUGUGUUAUAAGCUGUUUCAAUGAUUUCACAAUGCACGUUUCUUGCUCAGAGGAACCAGAGCAAAGGGCAAUGCUGAGUUCUGAAGAUAUAAAGCAAGCGUUAUUUAGAAGUGCUGGAUACGGAGGAAGAUGCUUGUGAGAAUUGAUAAAAGUUAUGAAAAAAAUUUCACAAAUUAAAUGUAUUCAAAUAGUUAAUUUAUUUAUUAAUUAGCUACAGUUUCAUGCAUUGCUUCAAAGGAGAUUCCGUUAAUGCCAAUGGAUUUUGUUGUUCUCUUCAUCUCUUGUGCCUAAAACAAGGGAUAUUUUUCUUUCUUUCUUCCCUUUUUUUUUGAGAAUUUCGCAAAAAUAUUUUCUUGAUGAGGUUAAUUACAAUUUACAAUUUAACUUGCAUAUCG
Messenger RNA from Arachis stenosperma, 1288 nucleotides. Its product is annotated as transcription factor bHLH93-like. Gene Ontology annotation, biological process: regulation of DNA-templated transcription. NCBI's taxonomy places the organism in Eukaryota, Viridiplantae, Streptophyta, Magnoliopsida, Fabales, Fabaceae. The transcript has 4 exons. The record is from RefSeq and is a predicted model, not a curated record. Gene Ontology annotation, molecular function: DNA-binding transcription factor activity; protein dimerization activity; sequence-specific DNA binding. The coding region runs from base 13 to 1032 and encodes 339 amino acids. Gene Ontology annotation, cellular component: nucleus.